Fundulus heteroclitus (mummichog) is the source of this 1207-nucleotide messenger RNA. Its product is annotated as high mobility group protein B2. NCBI's taxonomy places the organism in Eukaryota, Metazoa, Chordata, Actinopteri, Cyprinodontiformes, Fundulidae. Gene Ontology annotation, biological process: regulation of transcription by RNA polymerase II. The transcript has 5 exons. Gene Ontology annotation, cellular component: nucleus. The record is from RefSeq and is a predicted model, not a curated record. The coding region runs from base 150 to 797 and encodes 215 amino acids. Gene Ontology annotation, molecular function: DNA binding, bending.
CGUUUAAAAUUAAAUGCUUACUGGUAGCCAAUCCGCUGAAGAGGGGGCGGAGCCGCGGAACCAGUUUUAGGCGGUGACAAACAGUUGUCCUUUCUUCCUCAUUCAGUCGUUUACAGCCAGCGUUGUUGAAAGCAGGAGUAAACGCAGCCAUGACGAAGGACCCCAACAAGCCCAGAGGAAAGACCUCUGCCUACGCCUUCUUCGUGGCGACCUGCCGCGAGGAGCACAAGAAGAAGCACCCAGGAACCAGCGUCAACUUCUCCGAGUUCUCCAAGAAGUGCUCAGAGAGAUGGAAGACCAUGUCGGCCAAGGAGAAGGUGAAGUUUGACGAGAUGGCCAAGAACGACAAGGUCCGCUACGACAAGGAGAUGAAGACGUACGUUCCUCCUAAAGGCAUGAAGAAGGUCAAGAAGAAGAAGGACCCCAACGCCCCCAAGAGACCGCCCUCUGCUUUCUUCGUCUUCUGCUCCGACCACCGUCCCCGGAUCAAGGCGGAGAACCCCGGCAUCUCCAUUGGCGACAUCGCCAAGAAGCUCGGCGAGCUGUGGGCCACGCAGGGCGCCAAAGACAAGGCGCCGUACGAGGCCAAGGCCGCCAAGCUGAAGGAGAAAUACGAGAAGGACGUCGCUGCCUACAGAGCCAAGGGGGGCUCAGGGAAGAGCGACGCCGGGAAGAAGAGCGGCCCCGGCCGGCCCCCGGCUAAGAAGGUCAAACCCGUGGAGGAUGACGACGAUGAUGAGGACGAAGAUGACGAGGAGGAGGAAGAGGACGAUGAUGAGGACGAUGAUGAUGAAUAAGUGUGUAAGAUGUGAAGUGACGAAUUGUUCAGCUUAAGUUUCUUUUUGUGUGGAUGGUUGCAACCUUUAGCCUGCUGUCCCUGCGGACCCGGCCGCCUCGUCUCAUUCAGGGAUUUAGUUCGUUUCCUCUUAGUCCAGCGCCGUGUUGCUUCUACUGAAGCCGGGUCCGCGGCGCCGUACACCAGCCGACCGGACCGCGCUCCACCAGCGGACGGCAGCAACGCAUUUUUAUUUUAAGAAUCUUGUUUCUGGAAGCACUGCUCAUGUUUCUGUUCUAGUGGUGCCGUUUGUAUUCGCUGUUUCUACCACGAUGUUUCUGUAGCUUCUUUUUUGGCAGCCAUUUUUAAAGUGGAACUUUAAGACCUGUAGAAUUUUUCUUUUUAUAAUAAAAUUUUGUAUAUUGACUAUGA